Molecule: messenger RNA, 354 nt
Organism: Gongylonema pulchrum
Lineage: Eukaryota; Metazoa; Nematoda; Chromadorea; Rhabditida; Gongylonematidae
Source: the annotation of a GenBank genome assembly
CCGGUAGAUUCGAGCUGGACGUGGUUGAAUCGACGCAGCCCACCAACACUGUUCGACGAAACUGCGCUUUUUACACACGCCUCUUCGCUACCAAUAACAAUACCUGCAGGUCGUUUUUGGCCUCCACAAGAUGCCGCCGACAGUGUCAAAGGCUUUGACGACGGGUUUGACGCAGAUGAUAAUUUAGGACUCGAUAAAACCAUUUUGCCUCAGCGCCCUCCGAAGGAUCUUAAUAGUCCCAUGGGCGCUUGUGCUCGCUCAAUCCAGGCAGCCGACGAUCCAGAACGUUUGUUUGACGAGCUUAUUUUGCGUCGUCGUCAUGAUACGGGUCGGGCAGAAGAUGCCUCAACUUAG